This is a messenger RNA of Brenthis ino (lesser marbled fritillary), 531 nucleotides long. Lineage: Eukaryota; Metazoa; Arthropoda; Insecta; Lepidoptera; Nymphalidae. The record is from the annotation of a GenBank genome assembly.
AUGGAGUACAACAUUCUGGAUUCUAUAAACCUUAAUGAUGAGUCUAUUUAUAAAUCUUUCACAGAUAGAUAUUUCAGCAAGAGAUACAUAUUAAAUGCUAAUGGCAUAGAACAUAAUGAUAUUAUGUUACUGUUUCAUUCAAACAGAAUAACCUUACUUUGUUUGGCCCCAAGUCAUUUUUUCUUCAAAAAGGAUGAUAAGUACAGCUUAAACUUUACUAUAGGAAAAGUGGAUAGAUUAAGUAACACUGUAAAAGGUAAAGGUAAAAAGGGUGGUCAGUUUUUGACUCCACAAUCAUCACUAUGCAAAGUAGAAUGGAGUGAUGGGACUGAAUUUAAAAUACCUUGUGGUAUGAGAGGUACUCUUAUAGAAGUGAAUGAAAAUUUGGUACAUAACCCAGAACUAUUAAGAGAACAACCUGAUGCUGAUGGAUUUAUUGCUAUAAUGUUGUCCAGUAUUGCUAUUUCAGAAGCCACCAAAAAUGAACUGUUGACUCAUGAGGAAUAUAUAAAAACCAUAAAUUUUAGUUCU